UUCUCCCUCUCAUCUCCUUUUCAUACUCACUCAUCUUCUGCGUUAAGAUUCGUAGUCAGCCAUGAAUGCUCUCGCCGCAACUAACCGCAAUUUCCGCCAGGCAGCUCGUAUUCUCGGCUUGGACUCCAAACUAGAACGGAGUCUUUUGAUCCCCUUUAGAGAGAUCAAGGUGGAGUGCACGAUCCCGAAGGACGAUGGAAGUCUGGUGUCGUAUGUUGGAUUUAGAGUCCAACAUGACAAUGCACGUGGACCGAUGAAGGGAGGAAUUAGAUAUCAUCCUGAGGUUGAUCCAGAUGAAGUAAAUGCCCUGGCCCAAUUAAUGACCUGGAAGACAGCUGUAGCAGACAUUCCAUAUGGUGGAGCAAAGGGCGGCAUUGGAUGCACCCCAAGGGAAUUGAGUACGAGUGAAUUGGAACGUCUCACUCGUGUCUUUACGCAGAAGAUCCAUGAUCUGAUAGGAAUUCACACAGAUGUUCCUGCUCCAGAUAUGGGCACUAAUGCCCAAACUAUGGCAUGGAUUUUGGAUGAAUAUUCCAAAUUUCAUGGCCAUUCCCCUGCUGUGGUUACCGGAAAGCCUAUUGAUCUUGGUGGUUCACUGGGUAGGGAAGCUGCAACUGGGCGUGGCGUGGUUUUUGCAACAGAAGCUCUUCUUGCUGAACAUGGGAAGUCGAUUAAGGGAUUGACGUUCGUUAUUCAGGGUUUCGGGAAUGUGGGGUCUUGGGUAGCAAGACUUAUUAAUGAGAGAGGUGGUAAGGUUAUUGCUGUGAGUGACAUCACUGGUGCAGUUAAGAACCCUAAUGGAAUUGAUGUACCAGCACUUAUACAGCAUAAAGAAGCAACCAAUAGUUUGAAAGAUUUUGCUGGUGGGGAUGCAUUGGAUCCCAAUGAGCUGCUUGUACAUGAAUGUGAUGUUCUCUUCCCAUGUGCCUUAGGUGGAGUUCUUAACAGGGACAACGCUGCAGAUGUGAAAGCCAAGUUCAUUAUAGAGGCAGCGAACCAUCCUACUGAUCCAGAAGCAGAUGAGAUUCUGUCAAAGAAAGGGGUCGUAAUACUUCCGGAUAUAUAUGCAAAUGCGGGAGGAGUGACUGUCAGCUAUUUUGAGUGGGUUCAGAACAUUCAAGGUUUUAUGUGGGAUGAGGAGAAGGUCAACAAAGAGCUUCAGAUAUACAUGACUAAAGCUUUCCAUAACAUCAAGAGCAUGUGUCAAUCACACCAAUGCAAUCUCCGGAUGGGCGCCUUCACUCUUGGAGUAAACCGAGUUGCUCGUGCUACUGUUUUAAGAGGGUGGGAAGCAUAAACUGCUUUCUUCAAUUGUGUUCCCCUUUAUCAGUGACUGGUUUGUAGGAGCAGUUUUAAGAGACAUCUUAGAAUAUUUCUUUUUUUUUUUUUUAAAUAGACAUCCUAGGAUCUUUUACUUUUAGAUUUUGCAGUCAUAUUGAUUUUUAUGUAGUAUUUUAAUGAGGGAAAUUUUUCAAGUUUAUAGAAUCAUCUUUAUCAGUUUCACUUGAUGAUCGUAUCUAUGAAAAUGUCGGUAAUUGCUUAA
Molecule: messenger RNA, 1543 nt
Organism: Carica papaya (papaya)
Lineage: Eukaryota; Viridiplantae; Streptophyta; Magnoliopsida; Brassicales; Caricaceae
Product: glutamate dehydrogenase 2
Biological process (GO): L-glutamate catabolic process
Cellular component (GO): mitochondrion
Molecular function (GO): L-glutamate dehydrogenase (NAD+) activity
Source: RefSeq, a predicted model, not a curated record